AUGUGGGCGCUGCCGGUGUUGCGCACGCGCGGCUACCUCGCCGCGGUUGAGUUCCACGCUCACGCUGCGACGCUCAGCUCGCUUAGCCCGUGUGACCUUUACUUGGUGAACUUAGGAAGCGACGUUCGCUGUGAAACUUCCAUUAGACCCCCUUCGUCCCGCGCGACAGUGAUUCUUAGGACCUCCAGCGCAGCAGCACCAGCAUUAGAGCGAAAGAGAUGGCUGGUGGUCGCCGGCGCCGUAGCUAAAGGUAUUUGUAGAAUGCGUGAUCUGUAUCGGGCGGGUGAAGGCGGUGCGGGGUACGGGGCACGUUCGGAAGCGGUGGCAGCUCCCAUCGACUCCUGGGGUUAUUCUUCCUCAGGCCACUGCUGCUCGAGCUACGUACCAAGCAAGCCAGUUUUUUCUGUCCACCUCACGACACGCCACACACUCGUUAAGCCCGUGCCAACACGAGAAGUCGCCACUAAUAAAUUACUGUUUUUUACUGCAAUCGCAACAGUCACCGCCGCGCAGCCGAGUAAUUUGUACGUAAAAAUAAACAUUAAUCAACAAUAUCGCCGUUACCAUCGCCCGAUUACAGCGUUCAAGCCCCGCCCGUCGUAA
Messenger RNA from Arctia plantaginis, 603 nucleotides. The record is from the annotation of a GenBank genome assembly. Lineage: Eukaryota; Metazoa; Arthropoda; Insecta; Lepidoptera; Erebidae.